Messenger RNA from Acanthoscelides obtectus, 3196 nucleotides. Lineage: Eukaryota; Metazoa; Arthropoda; Insecta; Coleoptera; Chrysomelidae. The record is from the annotation of a GenBank genome assembly.
AGAUGACCUCACCUUUUGGCCAUGAACGUUUCCGUAGGUUUGAUAACAAAUUGUAAUGGUGUCAAAAUACCUUUAUGAAAUCAAAUAUGAUUUAACAAUGGUGUGUUUUACGAUUGCGAACUUGGAAUCGAUGCAAAUAGGAAAAAGUUUUUUGAAUUCUUGACGAGGAUAAAGCAAGGGCGAUGAGUUGACAUGAGGAGAAUUCACCCUGCAACCGAUGUUAACCAAAAGCCGGGCCAUGAGCUCACAAAAAAAUUAUAUAGAACCAUAAGUGAGCAAGCUAAACGUUUAGAUGAUUCUAGAAGUUGUGCCCGAAACAUAAAGGAACUAUUCACACCAACCUUAACAGUCCAAAGGAAAAAGUUCUGCGAUUACUGCGAACGUUUGAUCUUCUCUGAUGUGGUGCUGUAUGGAAGAAAAACUGAAGAACUGCUCUGGAGAAAAGGAUUCUAUGACGUAAUAUCAACUGCCAAGAAAUUGAAGAAAAAAGAAUUCCAACCCGAAGAAGUGCUCUGUAUCGAGUCCCACAUAAAUGCUGGAAUAGGAUAUUACAAUCACAUGAUGAUGAAGUUACAAUAUGAAUUCGAUCUUGUGCUUAAAAAUGUGGUUGACUUCCAUAUACUUUGUGAGAUGAAAAAAGAUGCUGAUAUAAAACUUGAAGCUACGGAGUGGGCAAAGCAGAGUAUACACCAAUGUUUGAUCUAUCUUGGUGACUUGAAUAGAUACAAAUUAGAUAUUUAUCCUAAUCUUAAUCCCACUCUUUCUGUCAGAUAUUAUUUACAAGCUGUUACUUAUAGACCAGAUUUUGGAAUGCCUCAUAACCAAAUGGGUACUCUAGAGAUGAAUAGAAACCAUUUUCUUGAAGCAGUAUAUCAUUACAUUCGUUGUUUAUCAUGCAAAAUAUCAUUUGAUGGCACUACUAAUAACCUUCUUGGGUUGUUUGAGAAAAACUCCAAAUUUAUUGAACACCUACCCCCAGAAAGCAAUUCAGUGGACUGCAUUAUUGAACUAGAUAAGUCAGAAAAUAUCAAAAGGCUAAUUGCUAGGUUUCUUUUGCUGAUUGACAUAUGGUAUUUCAACAAAAAGGUACCAAAGGUAUAUAACUUGUGCCAUCAGAUAUACAAGAAUUUAGAAGAGUGUCUUGGUUACCCAAAACCGACUGUUAGCGAAUCUGGAGAAGGUCCUAAUGAUAGUGCAUCUAUUGAAACUGACACCAGCAGUGUGUAUCUCAGCAGUGAUAAGGUCUUCAAAAUGAUCGUGAUUUGCUUACUAUGCAUCGCGAAGCUUCGAUCCGCCAAUUCGCCACAACUAUCCACCGCCGUAGCCUUUUCGCUCGGCGUCUAUUCGCUGUUGAUCCAACACGUGGCGAGCCAUAUCCGCGACAGCAUUUUGAACUGUCCCUUGAACGGCAACAUCAAGGCGCACAAAAGCAACGGCAUCCUCAAAGAUCUGAUGAGUGGCGGCAAGAAACGCAGCAGGACGAAAUUGAGGAGGAGAAAGGUAGUGAAAGUGGAGAGUGAUGAAGAGUCCGACGUUAGCGGCAGCGAGAGGAAUGAUGAUUAUAGCAGCAGUUCCGAGGAUUCGUUCAUUUCUGAUACGGAGGAUGUGUUGGCCGUUUCGUCGGACGAGGAAUGUGAUGUUUCUAAGGAGGGACUAGAACUGAAACCGGCCCAAAAACUCUUGAACGGCAUCAAAACGCCAAAACCGAGCCAAAAAGCCAAGGAAGACGUGGUGGAAAAAAUCCAACUGAUGGACGCGAACGAUACGCUCGAGAUCGUCACUGAAGAGUCGUGUCUGGAGAGCAUCCGGAUUCUGAACGACUGGUUAAAAACCGAUACGGAGAUAUUGAAGUCAUGUGCCGCUAACACAAAGAGCGUUUUCAAACAGAUCACCAAUCUGCUCAAUCUGCUCAACAUAAACAUGAGCAGUGCCAAGGUCAUUGGUGUCAAGUUGAAGUUAUCAGAAGUUAUUACCAAGGAAGCGAAGAUCCCUUUAACGGAAGAUAUAAUCUUGAAAGGCAUACCAACAUUCGAGGAGUCUCAAAAAGAAAUUGACUGGAAAUAUUUAGACGAGAGAGGAUUAAAUGCGAAAGAAGAGGCUGUCAUUAGAUCAAUUAAGUUACUGUCAUUCGGAAAGUAUCUAUCCACAUUAGAUGAAUCAGGCAUUAGCUAUGAUGAAGAUAAAAAUAUUUUUGUUUGUGCCAUCGACGAAACCAAAAAGGACGAUAUGAAGAUUUCUGCUGCUCUCUUAGAAGAACUGGACAUGUGCAAUGGUGACGUCAUGAACGACACUGCCACUUCAGCGGCGCCUUCCGGUUCUCAAUCUUCACAGGAUAACACCAAACCGCCACAUCAUAACAACCAUCGUUCGCAACAAUUGAACAAAAUGAAGCAUAUGGGACAACUGUGGCUAGCAGCCGAAGUGCACGCUUUAGAAACUCGAGUUGGGGGUGCUCGACCAGCACUCAGCCCUUACUUGGUCGUUGACGCUGAGGCGCUGAUUGGAAGUUCUCAUGCUGUCAGACACUUGGUUGCUUCUCGGAAAUUUGUGGUUGUUGUACCGACAGCAGUCGUCUCAGCCCUGGAUGACUUGAAACACGAGCGUAUCGAAGCCAGAGACGCGAUCCGUUGGUUGGAGACUCAAUUCCGUCGCGGCAACCGUUUCUUUAGAGCCCAGCGGCCAUACGAGAAAGCGCCUCUGCCUUUCAUCAAAUACCCCAAGAAGAGAGACAAGGAGAUGCACGCUUACAUACAGAUUGUCGAGUGCUGCCACUAUCUUGCCGAACAGCAAAAAGGCGCUGCGAAUUUGGUUACGCUGCUCGUCGGGAACCAGAAUAUACUGGUCAAUGGAGAAAACAAGGAGUUCAGCUACGUCGGUUUGGCGCAGUCCGCAGGCAUCGCAAUCGAAUCCAUCACAGUUUUCUACGCGAAAUGGAAGAAGAGUAAAGGAAAAAGGUGAUGGGAAUCAGCAAUGCCAUGUGGUUGACACAAGCGAUUAUAUUCACACAUUAUACUAUGGCAAGAGUGGAAGUGGAGAGUCUCACACCAGAGCAGCCACGGAUCCAUUUGCAGUAACCGCCGCUUUGGAGAUGUUAUAUCAGGGGAAAAUUAAUUCUGUAUAACAGUUUUUUUGGGCAUACCUUUUAUGUAAUCAAGAGUAGUUCAUUUCGUUUCGAUUAAACUAUUUUAUGUUUCAA